CGAGGGGGGGCCAGAUGGUCGAUGAACAGAACGCUUGGUCCACAGAGAGAACCUCGAGAACGACACUGUAACUGCAUGCCCUGGUCCAGGGAAUCCUCUCCUGUUUCGACUGCGAGUAUCCCCGGACACGCUGCCAGUACCACCAUCAGGAAUCACCAUCACCAAUCUUUAUCUUUGUAUCCCAUCAUUGGCGGACCGAAAACCCUUUACAUUCGCCGCUAUUAUAUGUUAUUCGUCCUUUGCACGUCAUCGGCUGUUUUUAUGUUUCCCUUCCUGACGAGGUUGACGCACUCAACAGUCAUGUCCCAACCUCUUCAACCUUCUUCCCCGCAUCCGGGAGCUUCGUCCCCUCGUCCACCUUCUGCCACGGGCGAGAAGACGAAGCACAGAGAACAGCCCCGCAUCCGCCGGAGGAACCGUCUGAUUACCUCCUGUUUGGAAUGCCGCCGUCGGAAGCUCAGGUGCGACAAGCAGCAACCAUGUACGAAUUGCGAGAAGUUCUCCCGAGACUGCCUCUUCAUCACCCCGGCUCUGGACGCGGCCGGUCAGGCUAAGCUUGCCGAAGUCAAGGAGAAGAUGGGCAUGCUCGAAAAGACACUGGAGGAAGACGUCGCCCGCAGAAGCACGGGUCAAAGCAAGUCACCUUCAACUCUGGGAGUGCUAGUGUCCACCCCUCUUCCGGGACAAGGGGACUCUGCCAGCGACCAGGAGGACGAUGAAGAUGUGAAGGGCCUCGAACCCACGUCACUGGCCGUCGAAGAUUGCGCCUAUUAUGAAGAGGAAGGCAACGACGAUGUCGUAGAUCUCGGCAUCUCGAUGGGAAGACUCAGGGUCACAGAGAGAAUCGGAGGCUUUGUGAGGCCGAGAUUCUCUGAAGAGCUCGCUCAAGGCCUCCAAGCACUCCACAGAAAGCAUGCUCAAAAUCCCUUCGCGGCGCAAUCUCAAGAGCAGUGGAUGGCCCCAAGUCGCGAUUACGUAGCGCCAUCGUCGGGCUUCUUCUUUGCUCCUGGCAUCCACAAGACGUCGCUUACAACAUACCUCCCCUCGCAGGGUUUGGUAGACAGGUUGAUGGACCACUACUGGAAGGCUGUCCAUGUCAUCGCUCGCACUGUGCACCGUCCAUCAUUCGAAAGACACUAUGACAGGUUCUGGACUGACAUUGCGGCUGGCGUGGAGCCCAGAGCAUCUUUCCAGGCUGUCCUUUUUGCUGCCCUGCUCUCCUCCGUCAUCAGCAUGUCCGAGGAAAAACUCCAUGCUGACUUCGGCGUCGCGAAGACCGACUUCGUAGAGAACUUCAAGCUGGGAACAGAGGCGGCUUUAGCAAGAGCCAAUUUUCUUCGCACGACCAAAUUGGAAACAAUCCAAGCUUUUGUGAUGUACUUGAUACCACUAUGUCGCGCCGAAGUUUCUCGUGCCCAUAGCGCACUAGUUGGCACAUGCAUACGCUUGGCUGAAUGUAUGGGCCUCCACCGUGACCCAUCCUUUUACACAUCCGAUCCGGUCGAAAUUCAUGUCCGUCGCCUGAUAUGGCAUCAGAUCUGCUUCCUCGACAUCCGCACCUGCGAGUCCACCGGGCCACGUCCACAGAUCAGGCGCGACGAACACGAUACUAAAUUUCCGCUCAAUGUCGACGAUGUUGACCUGGAGAGCGGCGUUGAGAUCACCGAGGAUCGAGUCUACUUCACAGACAUGACCAUUACACGGAUGCGAUUCGAGUGCAACGAAAUGCAACGCCAACUCUGGGUCGACAGACCAAGAUUGGAAGCGAAGAAAACCACGUUAACGGCUUUGCUUUCCAAAAUCCAGAAUUUUUGUCAAGCCAUGGAACGGAAAUGGCUUCCGCUGUUGAAUAAGAGUCAUCCGCUUCACGUGUUGGCAAUGGAAAUCUACGGCAUCCUUUCGUGCCGGAUGUAUAUCAUGAUAUUGCAAAAGUUCGCUUCUAAUGAGCAUAGGCUCAUGCCGGAGCGCCUCCGCCAGCUCACCAUCUCAACAGCACUCAGAACAUUGGAGAACAGUAUGACAAUCGAGGAAACGCCUGCGUUGGCUGAUUGGGCUUGGUACAUUGGUGCUCUACACCAGUACCACACCGCACUGCUCCUCCUUUCGGAAGUCUAUGCAAAGGAACGAGACCCAGUCGUCGAAGCACGUGUCUGGCGAUGUCUGGACUUCGUCUUUGGCCUACCAUCCACGCUAUCUAAUGCGGAAAAGCUCCGCAUGGUGCUCGAAGAAUUGGUUGAGAGAACCAGAGCCUAUCAGUCCGCGCGACGAUUUCGUGCUCCGGCAAGAAUGGAGCAUGUGGGUCGACGGCAAUUUCCUGGAGGCGAUCACACACAGCACGAGGGGGAUGGAACAGUGGACCGUGGAAAUCGAAGCUCAUCUGUACAUUCAGGUACGAGCUCGUUCAGUAUCAGCAGCGGUGGCUCACCGUCCCACUACCAACCUCAUCAGCAGAGCCUCCAGCAACCGCAGCAUACAUCACCACACCUAGGCAACUUGGGACAAAUAGCCCAAGCAGAAUAUGGCGCCCCCUUUGGGCUCUCAGGCGCAGACACUAGCGGUGCGAUGUCCAGCACUGCCACUGAUGCACAUGGCUUUACCGGCUUUCCUCCUGGUCAGCCAAGUGUGACAAUGAGUAUGCCCCCGCUGCACCAGAGCAUGGAUCCAAAUGGUAGCAGUGCCACAAUGCAUGCUCAUGCCCAGGCUAGUGGGGGCAGUCCUAUGGACACUAUGCCGGAGAUUGACUGGGUGAGUAGCCAUUCUUCGCAUCACGAUUACCACCACUACCAUCAUGAUCAUGAACACUACCGCCAUGUCUCUCCUUAUCACUAUCAUUAGACUUCACGCAUAUGUUUUAUUUUGUUCAAUACCCCUUCCUGCCUCUCUGCCAAUAGAUUCAAAUAACCCUAUUCUUGCUGCACAUCUCGUACCACUUCAAUUCUAAAUAAGUCGUCUUCGUAUAACCGCAUUCAAGCAU
Molecule: messenger RNA, 2974 nt
Organism: Westerdykella ornata
Lineage: Eukaryota; Fungi; Ascomycota; Dothideomycetes; Pleosporales; Sporormiaceae
Exons: 5
Coding region: 76-2835 (919 amino acids)
Biological process (GO): DNA-templated transcription; regulation of DNA-templated transcription
Molecular function (GO): DNA-binding transcription factor activity, RNA polymerase II-specific; zinc ion binding; DNA binding
Source: RefSeq, a predicted model, not a curated record